Messenger RNA from Ixodes scapularis (black-legged tick), 2952 nucleotides. RefSeq lists its product as uncharacterized. The transcript is spliced from 6 exons. The record is from RefSeq and is a predicted model, not a curated record. NCBI's taxonomy places the organism in Eukaryota, Metazoa, Arthropoda, Arachnida, Ixodida, Ixodidae. Bases 27 to 836 code for a protein of 269 amino acids.
AAGGUGGGGUCCGGGAGUCUUCGGGCAUGGUCAACGCGAGGAGCGGGCCGAUGGACGCGCACCUGGACUCCAUGCCGUACGCCCACCUGUCCACGGUGUUUGAGCAGCAGCAGCAGCCAUCCUCGUUCGCACAGCCUUCCCAGAUGGUGGACUCUAGUGUGUGGGCGAGUCCGCCCCCCCAGGUGCCAGCCUCUCCUGGACCCGGCUACGACUUCGUGCCGGCCCCUUCGUUCGCCUACGCAGUAGCCACUUCGCCGGAUCACAACAUGAUGGCAGACGCCUCGGCGGCAAACAACGGCGUAACCGACACCUCCGGUGCCACCAUGGCCAUGUCUCCCAUGAGCGCGUCGUCGUACCAGGCCAUGCCCUACACGAGCAUGAUGCUGCCGUUCGAGCCGCCAUCGCCGACGGUGAACCUGCAGGUGCCGCGCUCUGCCGACCCCGAUGGCAGCGAUCUUCCCAGCGAUGCCUCGACGUUGCGUUUCUUCUACAACAUUGGCUGGGACCACUUCCGGAUGUACGCGACCCAGUCGUUCAUGUACUCUCCGAUGCACGGCUACAACGGCAACUUCAGCUUCACGCUGUUCCCCUACAUCGCCGACCCCAACGCCAUGCUUCCCGACAUCCAGUGCAGCAUGCCGGAAGGGCCGGCCACAAGCACUGCUGACACGGCACCCAACGAUGGAACACCGGCAGCAUCGAAUGCCUUUGCCGCUGCCGAAGUGGCAGUGCAGAACGGACAUCCGAACCCGCCUUUGCCGGGCACUCAGCAACGGCAAACGUCCGGCUGCGCCUCUGCCCCUGCCAGCGUAAACGCCGCGCAGUCCCAGAACUAGUCAACGAUACCUUGACGGUGCCCACAAAGCACAGACUGCGUUUAAAACGGAUUGUUUCCGAUGUGCACUGCAGCUUCGUAAAGCCGACCUUGACGUGUCCAUUUUCAGACGUGUUACCCUUGCGGUCACUGGUUUUUACAAAGUUCCGUUUGCAGUGCCUUAGUGCCUUUGGUAUACCUAUUGCAUUUAUACUUUCUUUUCUUUUUUGACUUUUUUUUUGUUCUAGUCGCGUACUGUAAGCUGGAGAAGUGUUUUGGACAUUCUUUUCUUCAGUAGUCUUCCUUCCUAGUCAUUUUUAGUUUUCCUUGUUUCGUCAAAGGUCGAGCUUUCUCAACCAAUGGCAUCUCAUUUUUACUUGUCACUCUUCUGUCGUUUUUUUGCCACUCACAUUCCUUUUUGUUCUCAGUUGUGAUCCAGUUUUCUGGCUAAAGAUGACUGGCGAGCAUCAUGCAGAGACUUGGCUAUGUGUCUGGUGCUUUUUCUGAAAACUCAUUUUCUCUAGUUUGCUCGCUUUCCUGCCUUGCCGGAGAAGCUUGUAGUCUUCUUCAUGUCGAUGCGGGUCGAGUCAUCUGUGUUUGCCGCAAGUGUCGGUGCAAUCUCCAGUUAUAUACAACCACACAAAUUGUUAUCCUAUACUUCGUUUCACCUUAGGUCCGAGCGCAGCGGGCACUGCGUGAUAGCAGGGCCAAUUAAGCAGCGACGAAGGUGCAACGUCACGGAGUAUAUCGUUGGGAGAUCCAAUCAGGUGCAAAAAAUGCAUCUUGACAUUGCGCUUCUGACGCUGCUUGAUUGGACCUGUCCUCAUAAUGUCCGCUUCGCUCAGACUUAAAGCGAAACAAAGUAUAGUGAAUUUUCUUUCAAUCUCGUUUGGAGUUACUCUCGCUUAAACAGUGAUGCUCAAGUGUUGCGUUGACGCAGUCAUGUCACAAACACAUUUUAAUUUAUAGAUUUUAUUUAUACUUGCUCUUCUAAGCGAGAAGAACAAUCAUGCUAUAAGGUUGUUUCAAUGACCUGUAUAUAACAUGAAGGCCCUCGAAAAUUCCUAGAAUGUUGUUGGUUGAUAAAAAAAAAAAAGAAGCUUUCCGAGAACAAACUGUCAGCCACGGGAACCGUCAAUGAUUGCAAAAGGUAUACAUAUUAGCUAAAUAGUUAACUUAAAUUUCAUUAUCUUUUUAAUUAGUGAAAAUAAAGAUGCAAUUCCAAUGAGAAACUUGCUAAGCAUCAUCAAAAAUCACUAGAUCAGCUAAUUUUGGAAAGAUCAUGUAGAUUUUUGGAAGAGGCAGGCACAGCAUUUUAUAGCGUUCCAUAGAAACGCUCAAUUUGGAUGCCUUUGUAGGUUUCGGUUUCCUCUCCGAGCGCACCUUUGCACCUGCUGUCCCACUCCCCAAUGGCCGGGGUGCAUAACACACUUGCGGGGAGUAGGGCCACUAACACACCGGGGAGUAGGACCACUAGACCACUGGCGCAAAAAUGUGCCCCCCCCCCCCCCCCCCCCCCCCCAAAAAAAAAAAAAAAAGUUUGUUUAAAAUAAGCUUUUUUUUUUUUAGUUUGUAAAAUGCUAUUUUUGUGCCCUAUGUCCCUCUAAAAUUAGUUCAUGUGGUAGUUUUUGAAGUUGCUUAACAAGUUUCUUAUUUGAGACAUAUGUUUAUUUUCACAAAUUAAAAACUUGUUUAUUACAUUUUAGUUAAUUUAUUAGCCGAUUAGUAUACGCUUUUUGCAAUCCUCGAUGUCCACCGUGGCUGGCAGUUUUUUUUUGUCAACCACACUAAUUAUAGGGAUUUUUGAAAAUCUCUACUUAAACACUCAAUAUAUUCUUUUUUUUUUUUUUCUGGUGCAAUAUUUUUUUUUGUGUGAAGUCUCUAGUCGAGAACUUUGUUAUUUAUUGCUUGUGGUGAUGUUCAAGCUGAGCGUUGUCAUAUAAAGUUAGCCCAAAGAAGAAAAAAAAAAAAAAAGUUUGUUUUGAGUAGCACACAAGGAUGUCUGACAAAUUGUACUUGAAAAGGGCGUGUCAUUUGUAGGGCGGUGCUCGGUAUUUAUAAAGGCUCGUUGCAUGCCUUUGGGUUUGUCAAUGGCUGGCACCAUUUUUGACAAAUAAAGCCAGUUCACCAACUUUCAA